AUGUCUUCAUAUCCCUUCAGCCAUUCCUCUCAUUUUGUUGAACUGUUGAACAGUCAACAAGAGAGUGCAGCUACUUACCCCUGCGUGGCACUUGGAUCAUCACAGCCUCCAUUCUUCUGCUCACAAACGAUCCAUGGAGAUGCAAGCUGCGGAGAAGACAAGGAGAAGGAAAGAACAGCGAGGAAGCAGUGGACGCCGAGUGAUGACAUUCUUCUCAUAAGCUCCUGGCUCAACACCUCUAAAGAUCCGGUGGUCUCCAACGAGCAGAAGAGUGGUACUUUUUGGAGUCGAAUAGCAGAGUACUUUGCAAAGUCAAAGCCAGCAGGAAGUCAAACCCGAGAAGCCAUUCAAUGUAAGCAGCGGUGGCAGAAGAUAAAUGAAGCUGUUUGCAAAUUCUCUGGUUGCUAUGAUGCAGCAACAAGGGAGAGAACUAGUGGCCAAAACGAGAAUGAUGUUCUCAAGAUGGCACACGAGAUAUACUUCAAUGACAAUAAGAAAAAGUUCAUUUUAGAACAUGCCUGGAAGGAGCUUCGUAACGAUCAAAAAUGGUGUGAGCAAAGAACUUCUAAAACUGGUGGAGGCUCUAAAAAACGUCGAUGUGAAGAUGGAGCUCCUUCGCCAAACUCAUUCGCAGAGCCAGAUGAAGCUGAACCCGUUUUGAGGCCUCCUGGUGUAAAGGCAGCAAAAGCCAAAGGGAAGAAGUUUGUGCUUGAUGCCAAUGCUGUGGGUCAUUUCCAAGAUAUGUGGAGCAUAAAAGAGAUGGAGUUUGACAGAAAAGAGAAGGAGAUGGACAGAAAAGAGAGACUGUCAAAGAUGUCAUUACUUGACAGUUUAAUCGCCAAGAAAGAGCCCCUCACUGAGUUUGAAGAAGCCCUGAAGCAAAAGCUGACAAUUGAGCUGUUGAAUAUUUAG
Molecule: messenger RNA, 912 nt
Organism: Eutrema salsugineum
Lineage: Eukaryota; Viridiplantae; Streptophyta; Magnoliopsida; Brassicales; Brassicaceae
Product: glutathione S-transferase T3-like
Exons: 1
Coding region: 1-912 (303 amino acids)
Source: RefSeq, a predicted model, not a curated record